AUGGAUAGAAAGGAAGAGGCGCAUGAACUUGUACGCAAAGGUCUAAGUAAUGAUGUUAAGGGUACUCAUCAAGGCAAUUAUAAAGGCAGUCAUAUAUGUUGGCAUGUCUACGGAUUACUUCAUCGAUCCGACAAGAACUAUGGCCAAGCAUUAAAAUGCUAUACUCACGCUCUAAAAAUCGACAAGCAUAAUAUGCAAAUCCUGUUAGAUUACUCUCUUUUGCUCAUCCAAAUGCGAAAUUAUGAGGCAUUCAAUGAUUCCCAACUUCAAUUAUUGAGCUUAAAACCGAACAAUCAAAAAUAUUGGAUAGGUCUUGCGAUCUCUCAUCAUUUGCUAAAAAAUUAUGAGACAGCGGAAAAAGUGUUAACCACUUACGAAAGCACAUUGAAGGAAAAACCUAUACCGUUGGAUUUUGAGCAUGGAGAAAUGUUAAUGUAUCGCAAUUUAAUAAUCGAAGAAAGUGGAGAUAUCCAAAAGGCUUUAGAGAAUUUGGAAUCUAUCAAGGAUAAAGUUUGUGAUAUACAAUCAUGGAAAGAGAAAAAGGCUCAGUUUAUGUUGAAGCUUGAAAAACACCAAGAAGCUGAGGAAGCUUAUCGAGAACUAAUCGAUCUCAAUCCCGACUGCUACGAAUAUUUUGAGGGUCUACACCAAUCUCAAAAAAUUAAUACGCGGGAAUUAAAUGAGGAGCAACAGGUGGAGUUUCUAAGAACCUACAAGGAGCUAGCAAUUAAAUAUCCACGGUCGAAUGCUAUCAAAAGAUUUCCCUUACAAUAUACGUCCGGUGAGAAUUUCAAACAAGCAGUCGAUGAAUAUCUGCAAUCGGCACUUCGUAAAGGUGUUCCUUCCCUAUUCGUCAACGUAAAAAAACUCUACGAUGAUCCCGAAAAAGCGUCCAUAAUUGAAUCUCUUGUGGAAGGAUACCUUGAGUCAUUGAAGAAGUAUGAAACUUUUACUUACAAUGGAACCGAAGUCGAUUUAAAAGAACCACCGACAGCGUAUUUGUGGACACUUUAUUUCCUUGCACAGCAUUUUGAUUAUAAACGGGACACGAUAAAAGCGUUGCAAUUAAUUAACGAAGCGAUCGAACAUACCCCAACUAUGGUUGAAUUAUAUAUGACAAAGGGUCGUAUUCUUAAGCAUGGAGGUGACGUUUGCGAGGCCAUGAAAGCUAUGAAUGAAGGACGCGAACUUGAUCUCCAAGAUCGUUUCAUCAAUUCAAAAUGUACCAAGUAUAUGCUCAGAAACGGUCAAAUAGCCGAAGCUGAAAAGACGAUAGGCCUAUUCACAAGGGGUGAUGCGCCAGACCCACUUACGGAUCUCAUCGAUAUGCAAUGUAUGUGGUUUGAACUUGAGGAAGGUGAAUGUUUCUUGAGGCAAAAUAAGUUUGGUAGAUCUCUUAAAAGAUUCCACCAAAUUGAAAAGCAUUUUGCCGAUAUUACGGAUGAUCAAUUUGAUUUUCACUCUUAUUGUUUACGUAAAGUAACGCUUCGUGCCUACUUGAGCAUGUUACGCUUAGAGGAUCGACUGCGGUCCCAUCCUUACUACUUCCGUGCUGCACAGAAUGCUAUCAAAAUAUAUUUGACACUAUAUGAUAAUCCCUCAGUAAUUGCCGAGAGGGAGGAUAAUUCAAAUUUUGCAAAUAUGACCGAAGGUGAAAUAAAAAAAGCUAAAAGUAAAGCAAAAAAAGCUGCUGCUAAAGCACAGCAAGAGGCUGAAUCUAAAAAAGCUCAACAAGAAGAGCAAGCAAAAAAGAAAGUCGGCGAAAAGCCACGAGACGACGAUCCGGAAGGGGAAAAAUUUGUCAAGACUACUGAUCCUUUGGGGGAAGCGUUUAAAUUUUAUCAGCCACUUCAAGAAUUAUCUCCAAAAAGAAUCGAAACGCAUUUGCUUGGAUUUGAGGUUUAUUUACGGAAGAAAAAAUACUUGCUUGCGCUUAGGUCUCUUAUCCAAGCACAUAGAAUUAAUUCGAACAAUCCGACUCUCCAUCAAGACAUAAUACGUUUCGAGAAAGAUGUCGCUAGUGAUACCUCAAUUAACCUGAUUGUUGCAAAAGUCGUUACGGAACAAUUGUCAAUCAUUCAUUCUCAAGACAUUUCUCUACCAGAGUUCAAUACUGAAUUUCUCGAGCGAAAUAAAGGUUCUGUUCCGCAUUUAUUAGUUGCAGCAGAAUCUUUAUUACUCAUCGACCCGAGUUAUAAACAGGAAGCCGAAGAUUUGUUGUUGAGGGUAAUUGAUAACGAGGAAUAUGCUAAAACUAGAACAUUACCGAUUUGCAUUAAUAUCUAUGAGAGUCUCAAGAAAACGUUCAAUUCCCCUAAAGCUGAACAAUUUAGACUCAAGUGUAAAGAAUGGUUUCCCAUUGCAACUUAUGUAAAGCAAGCGACUAUCUUUAGCAAUGCUUGCCUUGGUCGGAAUCGUAGUAGCGUUGCUUCGAAACUUUGCUUUACUAUUUGGUCAAGAGGUAUGAGUGAAUUAUCAAGAGUAAAAGCUGAGAUGCCUGAAGUCAAAGCUGUUGUUUAUGGAAAAUAUGGACAACCUAAAGAGGUUCUGAGAGUUCUUAAAUACCGUCUUCCAUCACUUACACCAACAUCAGUUCUUCUUCACUUUCUUGCUAUACCGAUAAAUCCUUCGGAUAUUAAUCAAAUCGAAGGCGUUUAUCCAUUGCGACCGCCUUUCACUCGAGAAGAAUUUGGAACCGAGGAUGCAGUGGCAGUCGCCGGAAACGAAGGUGUUGCUGAGGUUAUUGGUGUUGGUGAUCAAGUGAAAGGAUUUAGUGUAGGUGAUUGGGUUGUGAUGUCGAAGGCAGGGUUCGGAACAUGGCGAACUCAUGCUAUUGCUAAACCUGAAGAAAUUGCUCGAAUAGAACCAGGGUCUAUAGAUUUAGCAUCAGCAGCUACGUUAACUGUUAAUAAUGCAACUGCUUAUCGAAUGUUGAAGGAUUAUGUAAAGCUUAAAAAAGGUGAUUAUGUAAUACAAAAUGGAGGUAACAGUGGCGUUGGCCAGGCUGUAAUACAAAUUGCGAAAGCUUGGGGCAUCAACACUAUCAAUACUAUACGGGAUCGACCAGAUUUUGAACAAGUAAACUCGAGAUUACAAUCACUUGGCGGUGGAGAAUCAGACACAAAAACCAUUGUAAUCAGUGAUCAAGAUUUAGAGAGCAAGUAUCGUUCAAAACCGCAGUUCCUGAAGUUUAUAGGUGAUGAAAAGGCAAAUAUUCCGUUGGGACUUAAUUGUGUUAGCGGGGAUUCUGCAACUAUGAUUGCUAAACACUUAAGUUACUCUGGAUAUCUUGUGACUUAUGGUGCAAUGUCACGUAAGCCAUUGCGUAUUCCCGCGUCAAUGCUAAUCUUUGAUGACCUGCGUUUUGUCGGAUACUGGAUGGCGAAUUGGAAAGAGACACAUCCUAUCCAGGAAUACCGUGAAAUGUUGGAUGACCUUAUUGCGUUAAUUCAAACGAAAAAACUCGGAAGUUUUGUUUAUGAGGAAAAUAAAUGGGGUGAUGAGACAGAUGAGAAAGAGUUGUUGGCAAAGUUUUAUGAAGUUUUUGAUAAGGCAUAUCCUGAUUCGCAUGGUGUCAAGCAGAUUCUUAAGAUACACUGA
Ambispora leptoticha is the source of this 3600-nucleotide messenger RNA. The record is from the annotation of a GenBank genome assembly. Lineage: Eukaryota; Fungi; Glomeromycota; Glomeromycetes; Archaeosporales; Ambisporaceae.